Messenger RNA from Contarinia nasturtii (swede midge), 12494 nucleotides. RefSeq names its product acid sphingomyelinase-like phosphodiesterase 3b. Bases 3997 to 6387 code for a protein of 796 amino acids. The record is from RefSeq and is a predicted model, not a curated record. The transcript is spliced from 10 exons. Lineage: Eukaryota; Metazoa; Arthropoda; Insecta; Diptera; Cecidomyiidae.
AAUCAAACAUAGAUUCACAAUAAAAUUAAACAAUUUUUACGUAGUGUCGACACAAAAAUCACAUUUGAUUUUCUCACUGUGAAGCUUUGUAACGAAUGAUAGAGUGUUAUCAACAAUUUUGUCUAAUACAAAGAUUUUUCGGUGCAAUAUUGUCGCUUUUUUUAUUUGAUUUAAUUUUCCGUUGGAUUUUUCGAUCUGAUUUUAUUCUGGUUUCACAAAAUUGAUGUUUGCAAUCUGAACGGUGUGUUCACAAUAAACGGCGGCACACAUCAAACCAACGAUAACAACAACAAGAUACCAAUAUCAAUCCCGAUCGUUAUAUUUCCAAUGAAUAAUAAAUGCAGUAAUCGUUACAUUGACAACGAUAUAUUGUCCAUCGGUGCAUGUAAUAUAUAUUUUUUUCCACAUACGACAUAUUUGUUAUAAAAUAAAAUGCUGAAAGAAAACAGCACAAAAUUUAGUCUUUGCUUUCGUGCUAAAACUCAUUUAUGCAACUAGAUAUAAAAAAAGAACUCCGUACAAUUCCAAGUGACGAAGAAAUAAAAAAAAGGAGAGAACUUAAGAAAGAAAAAUGAACACAAACUAAACACAAUAAACACUGUGCCAGUGACUAGAUAUUUCACAGGAAGGAAUGUUAGCAAAAACAAAUAUACACAUAUAUGUACGUAUAACAAGUAAAAAGUGACCGUGUGACAAAUGUUUUUAGAGAAUAUAAAAAAUAUCUUCAUCGUCUUUAUAUUUCUCGUACUAUUUUUAUGUUGUUCACAAGCAAAGUGUUAAGAUUUUCGCGUUUAUAACGGGUUUUAAAAAUAGCUGCUUCACUCACGAACGGCAAAAGAUAACACAGUAAAAAAAUACAUGUCGAAUAUAAACAAAUUGUUGUAGCGUAUAUAUUCGGUUGAUUGUACAGCAACGGUGAUAUAUUUUUUUGUGUCCGCGUUUGAUAAAAAAAAGAGAAAAUAAACGUAAAAAAAAACAGCAAACCGAAAAGAGAAAGUUCUUUAUAUCAAAAUUUCCCAGUGAUUUUUCAUACUAGAUAAACACAGAAGUUUGCGGUGAAAAGCAGCGAGAGUACAAGAAGAAGAAGAAAGCAAAAAAUCGUUCUUUACGUACACACAAUAAAGUAAACCAAUUAUUUUUUUGCUCUCUCUCACUCUCUCUCCGUCGUUCGAAAGAGUGGAAGAAUUGAACUGUGGGAAAAAUAGAUAAAAUCGUUUUGUGGACAUCAUCUUCCUCAACUACACGCAAAUAUUCAUUGGAUGAUUUUUCCGGUUUUUUUUUAUUCGUCGUACAUUCAGUUUGAUUAUAUCACUGCAGUUCGAGGGAAGAAAUUGUCAGCAUUUGGAGUGUUUGCAACUAAAACGAACAUACAUUGAUUCGUUACGCUUAAAAGUUUAGAAGAAAUACAUACACUAACUUGAGUGAUUCAAAACUUUAAUGAAAAUAAUAAAAAAACGUUAGUUUCUAGACGAUAAACUUUGUUGUGAAUACGUUCUGUGAACAAAAAAAAAACACGAAAGACAGAAAUAAAGAAAGACAAGUCAGAAAAAUGUGUGAGACAAAAAUGUCUGAAUGUUGUGGAAGCGCUCUUUAGAGUAUUUUAAAUGUAUUUUAAUUAUGUGCCUAGGUGAAAUAUAUCUCUGUAACCCCACAAAAUAUUAAAUGGAAGAAGAAAAAAAACCAUUGUAAGAACAUAAGUUACCUGCAAUUGUUGGUGCAUUCGCAACAGUUUUCAUUUUAAAAGUGUUAUUGCAGUAAAACGAACGAGAUUCGUUUGUAUGACUCUCAUUCCAUUAUGGCCAUACAUAUGAUGUACGGUUAAUAGUCAUUGUUUUUGAAAAGCUUAUUGUUGGCAACGUACCGAUCUUCGCACCGAAUAAAAAACAUACACACACACACAAACACAACGAUUAAGAGUAGAACGUUUUGGCGAACAAAGUAAAGCAUAACCAAAAAGGACAACAAUGCCGAAGGCAAUCCGAAUAAUCAUUGUAAAAGCAUAAAAUACGUUCAGCCUGCUGCUAUUGCUGAAUUAAAUAGAAGCCUGAAUCUGGAUAGUUGUACACAAGCAUCACACCAUAAUAUGUUGUAGAAUUUCAAAAGCCAAAGCGAACAGAGCAAACAAUUCCCAUUUGCAAUGGCAAAAGGAAUGUAACGCAUGUGUAAAUGACUCUCCGCGUAUGUGUAUGUAUAUAUAGAUAUAUAUUUCAGUAGAAGAGUGUCAAUGGCAUCGCAUCCAAAUGUGAAAUAGCAAAUAAUAACAAUAACAAUAACGUGCUAUUAUAACGGAGCAUAAUAACAGUAACAAUACAUCUAUAUUUUCUAUUUGUGUGUCACACAAUUCACGUGCUUUGCGAAAUCUGGAUUCACGGUUUCUCCGCGCUCGCGUUUAGUGUGCACGGAACGCUAAAAAAAUACGUAUUUUUUUUAUUAUACAUCCGAAUGAAAUGAGCCAGUAGCUCAUACAGACAAACAAAAAGCCGUGAAAUAAAAAUCCAAGUGUGACAAGCGAGACAGCGAUAGAAAGCGCGCGUGUUCAACUAAGAUACGGAUCUUGAAUCAACUAAAUCUUCAAAUAUUCUUUUUUUUUUCAUUUGUUUGCUACAAAAAAAAGGGAACGAAGAAGAUUUCACGAUUCAAAUAUGCAUGCGUGCCAUUACAGCCGCCACCACAUCUAAUAAUACGAUAUAAAAGUAGCAAAAAUAAUAAGAGAAAAUUAUAAUUCAAAACUGAAGCAUCAUUGUACGUGGCAAGGCACGCCCGGGGAAGCAUUUCUUAGCCGCUCUCUUUUCGAUCCGUGUGUAUUACAGUAAAUGAAUGAAACUACUUGGUAUGCCAACAGUAAACGAAAACAUUGCGUAUGUCGUACUUAACAUGGGAUAAUAGAGAAAAAAGAGAGAAAAUUUUGUAGAAAAAGAAGUCAAGCAAAAGCUAUAGCACAAUAACAAACUUACAAAACAUGUAUUUAUACAUGUAAACAUUUAUAGUUUUGCACAAAAUGCAGUAUCAACAUGAGAAUAAAAGCAUCGGCGUAAGAAAGUUUUUCGAAAUCUGAACGUUCAACUUAAGUCAAAAAGCAGCACUUAUACACAUACAUACACACACAUCUAAUAGCAAGUAGAUUUAAAUUUGACUCUGUGUGUUCAGGUAUCGUGCAGCCGCCCAUGUUAACACAUCGAAUAUAUAUACCCAUGAAAAAAGUGCUAAGAAAAUGAUAAUUUACCGCCGCAGUUAAAUGAGCAGGCAUUACUAUAACAUGCAGAUUAUUCGUAAUGAUUGCAGUAUAUUAGAUUUGAUGUGAAUUUCGUUCGUUGUUUUUAUCCCACUGUUUUUUAUUUUUAUUCUUUUCAUUCAUUUUAUUUUGCGCCACUGUCAUUAUCGAAGCCAAAGCAGCAUCUCCAGCAAAUUGCUUAUUAAAAGCUCAUUUUUCUUUGUUAUGUUGUAAAUUUUUUUUAUCAUAUUUACGGUUUUAUGAAUUCAGAAUAUGACACUUUUGUGUGUGGUGCUUGUGCGCGCCCAUUUUAUCUAAUCUUGCGGAUAUGUGUGAACAUUAUAUAUAAUAUACAUUUAUAUUGAGCUAGAAAGCGAACUAAAGCCAGAGGUAUUAAACCUGUUUCCGUGCGUACCGAGAUAUCAGUAAGAAAAAAAAAGAAGCGAGAACAACAACCAUAACCCACAUAUUAAGCUAAUAAUAGUAUAUUAAAUAACACAACAAUAAUGAUAAAAUGUUCAAAAUAAUUUGUUGUGAGUGAAUAUAGACCCGGUGUCGGAUAAGAAGUGAGAAAUUAUUUAUGUCAGUGUGUUUAUAAUCAGUGUAGAGUCAUACGCUCGUGUCUGUGUGUGUGUUUAUGUGAGGUGAAAUCACGCACCUUCAUCAAACAAACACCACAUACGUAUAUACACCCCCAAAAAAGAAACCGAUUACAUUUAAUCAGAAUAAAGUAGAUAAUAAUAAGGCAAACGCAAUUUGCGAUUGUGUUUCAAAUAAAAAAUAAAAUGAAGACCUGUUCACGGAAGAGUAGUUGUAGAGAAUUACAGCGGCAUCAUCGCAUCCAGUGCCCACCGUCGUCAUUGCCACCAUCAUCUUCUUCACAUCAUCAUCGUCAUCAUCACCAUUUCAAAUCUCGUACAAUGAGCUUCAAAAAGAACAGCAUCGGUGCGACGAAGGUCUUAGUCAAUGGUGCCUGGAUUAUAUGGAUUUACUUAUUUGCCAUUUUUAUUCGACUAGAAUAUGUUGAUGCCAAAAUAGGAUAUUUCUGGCAUAUAACUGACCUUCAUCUGGACACAACGUAUUCAACCAAAGGCGAUGUUACCAAAAAUUGUUGGCAUAUGGAUCAACAUCAUCAAACAAAUUCAGUAAAUUCAAAACCUGGCCGAUUCGGCGACUAUAUGUGUGACAGCCCAUGGAGUUUACUCGAAUCAGCAACACAAGCGAUGAAAUCGAGGCAAGGGGAUAAUGUGGAAUUCGUUUUAUGGACCGGAGAUGCUUUAACACAUUCAAUGAGGGGAAGUAUCGAAACACGUCGGUUGGAAGUUUUACGGAAUAUAACGGAUUUGCUCAGUCGAACGUUUCCAUCGCAAUUUGUUUUUCCGGUACUUGGUCAUGACGAUGGACUAGGACACGGGAUUAACUUUCGCAUUUUGGGCGAACUAUGGCGACAUUGGCUUCCGAAUGAAGCGUUGGAAACCUUCAAUAGAGGCGGAUACUAUACCAUUGAGCAAACAAAGAGCAAACUACGAAUUAUCGCAUUGAAUACAAAUUUUAUGCGACACGAUAUAAAAUAUCAACAAACACAUUCGUCGCCAAUUCGACAAAGACCCAGUAUGAGCGAUUUAAAUGAUCACAAUUAUCGGUAUCACCACGGAAAUCAUUAUCGAAGUAAUGGCAUCAAUGGAUACAGUGCAGGCAAUUUUGAUGAGCAUGGUGGGACCGUAAGCGCAUUAUCGGGCGAAAACCAUGAGGCACAAAAACAAUGGGAGUGGCUGGAAGCUGUGUUAGAUAAAACGAGCCGAAACAAAGAAACGGUUUACAUCGUUGGACACAUACCGCCUGGUUCCGAUGAACGUCAAAUGGGCGCCCAACCAAAUGGUCACACCACUUUUUCGGAGAUAAACAAUUUACGCUAUCUUCAACUCGUACGCAAAUAUUCAUCAGUAAUCUUGGGACAAUUUUUCGGACACUUACAUUCAGAUUCAUUUCGUAUCAUCUAUAAUGACAAUGGAAAACCAGUCUCAUGGAUUAUGAUUGCACCAUCUGUUACACCGAAAAAACAGUCGAUCGGCUCGAACAAUCCCGCCAUGCGGCUCUACAAAUUCGACACGGAUACAGGCCAAGUUCUGGACUACACGCAAUAUUACUUGAAUUUGGAUGAUGCAAACAAAGCGGGUGAAGCAAUGUGGCAAGCGGAAUACAACUUGACAACACAAUAUUUUGGUUCGGGUGAAGUGAAUGCUGUUGCUUUGCAUAAUUUGGCUGAUCGAUUUUCCAACACCGACAACCCAAUGUUCGGCAAAUAUUAUAAAGCGAAUUCCGUACGUUAUAAUACAUCACCAUGCGAAGGGGUGUGUGCAUUAAAUCAUUACUGUGCCAUAACGCGUGUUGAUUAUAACGAAUUUAAUCAUUGCUUAGAAACGGCGGCUAGUGCAUUGGCAGCAAGCGGUGCACGUCCAAAUGUUUGCAUACCAAUCGCUGCAAAUAUUGCAUUGUUAUUGGCCACUUACACGGUAAUGAAAUGCCAACAACGAAAAUUGCUGUUUGAGUGGUUGCAGUUCCUAAUUGUCGAUUUGGUGAUAUGCAUGUUAAUAUUAGUGAAAUGUUCACGAAAGCCCAUUGUCGUCAUGUUUGAUGCGUUAUUAUCAUCAUACUAUCAAUGGUUAAGCGAUAAUUGGACGAACAAACAUCAAAUGAAGUCAUCGUCAUCAUUGAAGAUGUUGUUGUCAUCACCAUCAAUUUCAUCAUCAUCGUCAUCAAUACCAAAAAUUAACAAAAAAAACUCACACACCGGAAGCAUUGUGGAUGCUACUGCCAUUAAUAGUGAUGCAACAAAUACUGUCAAACACAAUGAUUCCAAUCAUUUUUCUCAUACAUUUGACGACCAUACAAAAUUGUUGAGCCAAAUGUGUCAGAUUAUGCGGUGCACAAGAAAAACGGAACGAAUACAUGAACCAAUCCCGAAAAUGAACAACGAAAAAAAGACGACGACGACGACGACGAUGAUGAUGAUGCUGCAGCUGCCAAUGUCACAAACUCACCAAAAUUCCUACCAGUUUAUCAGCUCGAACUGUAACUGUAAGUCAUGCCAAACUAAAUUAUUCAUAAACGUAGAUAGUCUUAAACAAAUGGAAAAUAAUCCAAUGACAGUUUCAUUGAUAUUGACACAUUUUUAGAGCCACAUUAUGUAUAAAUCAUGUGGAAUUUAAUUGAAGGGUCACUCUUGCAAAUGCAGAUCCCACAGACCGAAUAAAAAUCAUACAAAAAUAAAUUAACUUCAAUGAAAAGGAAGAACGACAUUUUUAUUUAGAAUGAAACGUCGGGCCAUUGAAUUGUUAAUUCAAAUUGGUUCUAAUAACAAAAUUUUGGUCAAAUUUCAAUCAAAAAGCAUCUUACUAAAAGCCCUGGAUGUGAUUUACCCAAACAAAGAUUAUUUAUACAUAUAAAUGCACUAAAUAUUAUGUGAACAAUUUUAACAACUUAAAAAGAUUUCUAAUCGAACUGUGUUUUAUUCACUUAAGGCAGAAUAGAAAAUAUUUUUUACCAAAAUCCAAAAAUCACUGGUCCGAAUAUUUCUAAAAGCAAAUAGAGAAGAUAUGAUGAAAUAAAAUUACAUGCUCAUAUUUUAUGACGGCGUUUUGUCCAGUGUAGGAUAAUGCUAAAUAUAUAUAUAUCCAUAUGGUUACCACUAUAGUCGGCAUAUUCCGAUCUAAUGUCAUAAACAAAAUAAAUGGACAGAAACAAGAAAGUCAUUUAUACGAAUUUAAAAUAAACCAAAGCUGUACGGACAAAAGUAAAAACUCAUAAGAAAAAUGUCACAUUUGUUUAUUCUGAUAAAGAAAGAAGUAGCUCAAAAUUGAAGUAGACAGUAAAUGAAUGAAGGAAGUAAAUCCCAGGUACACGAUUUUGGGUUGAUCAAGAAAUAUUCAAGUUUUUUCUUCAGAGUUUUUCAGUAUAUUUUUCAAGUAAUUUUAGAUAUUAUUUGAUUGAUUGAAUUUCGUUUGAUAGCUAAACUAUGUUGACAUAGGUUCAAAAUUGUUGAGUUUCAAAAUAUUCGAUAGAUAAGUUUUUUUUUCUAAAAGAGUAAGUCGUCAUCACAAAAAUGCAUUCGUAUCCAAAAGAAUAAAAUGCUGUUUGGUUACCAAAUAAAGUCACCGUUUCCAAAAUAAAAUGAAUGGAAUUAAAAAAAUUAUAAAAGUGGAACUGUCACCCAAAUCUUGUUAGUUUCCUUAAGCGCCACCGAACUUAUUGCAAAAAAGUGAAUUUAUCUCUUAAAAUAAAUAAUAGUGAAAGGUCUCUACACACACAAAUCAUAACUAACCUCAAUAUGAACAAAAAUUGACAUAAAACUGAAUUUAUCCGAAGUCUUAACCGUUUUUGGGAUAAAUUUUAGUUCAGAUUUUUUCCGCUCAAAUAUUUAAGUGCUUAACAUAUAUCCCUUUGGCAUUUGAGCGGAAAAAAUGCAUACUAAAAUUUAUUCCAAAACGGUUGAGACUUCGGAUAAAUUGAGUUUUAUGUCAAUUUUUGUUCAUAUUGAGGUUAGUUGUCAUUUGUGUGCAGAAUUAAACAAAAAUUAUACACAAAAUUGUGCCGAAAAACGAACUCUAAAAAUUACGUUUCUUCCGUGUUUUGGCCUAGCAUGUAACGUCACUCACGAAAAGCAGUUGUUCGGCAUCGCUAGAAUGUGUUUGCUAGUAUGAUUUCUGUAUAGCGAACUGUGUACUAAUAUAAACACGAACACGUCUACCGAAAAGUGGACUAAGUGAGCGCGUGUAAAAAAUAUUAUACAGACACCCUUAUUUUUACUGAGAGACGACGAAUUACUUUAUUCGGAAACGGAUUCCAUUUUUAUUCCAUAGAGAAAUUUCAUUUGUGGUUUUGGUGACGAUUUCAUUUUUAUUUUGAAUAGACCACCUUUAUAUUUUUCGAGAGACUAAAUAAGUUUUAUUACAUUACAAAACACAUACAUACAUAUAUACAUACACAUAAACAUCGUUUGCAAAUAGAGUUGGAUUGAAGCUAAUCUGGAUUGUGGACUAGAUCAUGAUGGAAAUAUAAUUAAUAUGCUUUUAUAAUACAUAUUCAACCUUUUCCCCAUCGAAAUGAAUGUUGAAGAAUAAUAAUAAAAAGAAAAUAUGAAAUUUAUAAAUAAAAAAAAAACAUAACAUGAACUAGAUACAGUUUAUCAACUGCGAAUAAUUAAAUAUACAUAUAAAUAAAGAUAUUCGCGCAUUAAUUGCUUGUAUCUUAAUGUGUGUCCAAAACUGAAUGCUAAUUUUGGUUGGUUUUUGCCACAAACGCAUAUUUAUAUGCAAUGUGAAUACAGAGAAGGAGAAAGCACACACUCACAUUCAUUCCAUUUGUUUCGUUUGGACAUGAUAAAUGCCAACCGCCGAAAUGACAUAAAUCCAUUUCUAUUAAUAUGUAUCACAUUAUAUAAUUCAUUGUAUAUCCCUCAUCUGUAUAUGAAAACGAUAUAAAUAUAAAUGUUUUUUUCUUUCUUUCUUUUUUUUUAUUCCAUGUGCGCGCGGUAUGUAUUUGUGUGUAGCGAUAAUAGGCAACUAUACAAAAUGGCAAACAAAAUAAAAUAAGAGAAUGAAUAAAAACGCUUCACAAACCAAACGAACGGAAAAAAAAGGAUACAAAAAGCGAAAAGCAACAGUACUAAAUAGAAAACUAUACGACGGGAAAAAUAUUUUAUAUUUAUGUAUGUCUAAAACAAUAUGUGCUGUGCUAAUAAAAUAUUCUUUUAGAUACUCGUGAAAAGUGAAUGACAGUAUAUGACGCGCGGGGUGUGUGUGCGAGAGAAGGGAAAGAGAUAUAAUCCAACAUCAGGAAAAUGUUAUGAAAAAAUAUAAAAUGUGAUUUAUAAACGAAAUAGUUCUAGGGGGUAGACAUCAAAUGAUUUUUUUUUUAAAUAUUAGGUGAAACUAAGUCUCUUGAGAAGUUUCCAAGCGUAAGAACAAAAAAAAACUUCGUAUAAAAACUUUAUAUUUUCGAAUUAUCUUUUAUAUUUUGAAGGUGACUUCCUCAAAAUAGUUAAUUCAGCUGCUGAAAUUCAUCAGCUUUUUUUUAACACUAACCAUCUCUAUUAUGUGGCACCAUAUUUUGGAGUAUGUGGUUAUUUUUUUCAAUUUUCCACUUUAUUGCAGUUAAAUCGUUUGUUUUUUCUCAUCAUGGGGUCUUUAAAAAGGAAGUAGCAUGCGUUUUAUUUAUAGAAAAACUAGAAAAAAAAACUAACACUUACUAAGAACUGCGUCUACCCCCUAGAAAAAAAAUUCAUUGUGAAUGUACACAUACAAACACACUGUACAUAUAAAAUGCACGCAAAAUAUUUAAAAAGAUAGCGAGAGAGAAAAACACAAAAAUUCAGAAUAGACAAGAAAAAAGAGAAAAAAAAGAAACUUCAUGUACACUAGAAUGCACGACCCCAUUGCCCAUCUACAAUUCAACAUAUACCGCAAGAAACGAAUAAAUAAAAAUAAAUUAUCAUUAUGUUAUUCCAUGCAGACAAACCACAUUAGAAAGAAGCUAGAUUCCACUUAAACAAAAAAAAAACCAUGUAGAACAAGAAAAGAAUAUUACGCAUACCAACAAAACACAUUCGUACACAUUGAAAACAACGGAAUAUAAGAUAGACUUAAAGAGACAAGCUAAGACAACACAUAUUACAUGCCAAUAUAAACCGUAUGAAAUAUAUAAAUAUGAAAGGACAGACAAAGCAACAUCAAACAAAUUUUCGGGAUAGGCAGAUAAAAUAAAAAUGAAUUAUGGACGAGUUGUAAGUUUAUACAUAUGCCUUUUUCCACUGAUUAUAUUUUAAUUUAAUAAACGUAAUUUAUGCUCCAGUGUGUAUUUUGAAUUUGCCUCAAUCCCGCAUUUUUUUUUUGUUCAAUGAAAUAUAUAAUCAGAUACAGCAUAUAGAAUGUUCUUUUUAGUUUGAUGGAAAGCCUGUGAAUCGAACAGAGAGUCAGAGAAUACAACAAAAUUCGCAAAUUGCCUGGAAACGUCAAACUCUAUUCAAAGUAAAGUUUUUUUAUUAAGUCAAGUUUAUUCAGUGAGUUAAACGGCGUUGUCUCACAGUUCAUUCGUUCACAUUUUUCGUUCUCUCGAAUACACUCAUUCACUUCAAUUCCUAUGUCUAGAAAGAUCUUUUGCCAUAUUGAAAGUUUUAGAUGGUUCGUUUGUGUGAAUGUGUGCGUGUUGAUUUCCAUGGCAAUCAGCGGUGCAAGUUGCAAUGGGAAAAACUUAAAAGUGGAUAAAUGCGAAUUAAUGAAGUCACUCAAGGAGUUAAACUAUUAAAAGCAAUCAAUGACACUGCGCCAAUCCGACAUUAUCUGUCUUUUCUAGACCAACCAAAACGGUCGGUUAGUUCUUUAAUUAGCGUUUGCAUUGCAUGAUAUGCAAUUUGUAAUUGCAAAAAUUGCAUCAAUUGAUGGUUGGGAAUAAAAUUAAAGGUGUUGGAUACACAGAAGGCGUAGAGAAGUUGAAAAAAAAAACUAUUUAAGAAAUCGAACCAGCUGCAUUCUAUCGAUAAAGAGAAAGUCUGGUCAAUUAUCUGUCAUGUCAACAUUUAUAGCUAAAUUUAAUUUUAGCUAAUUUCUUGGCUCAAUGGUGCAACACACAGCAAAUCAUUUGGCUAAAAGCUCCAAUUUCAUUAUGAAUUAAAAAAAAAGAAAGACGGUUUCUACACAAAAAAACAUAUUUAAUACACAACAAGUUAAAUGAUAGCGAGACUGAGAUUGGCCAUUUUAUGGCGUUAACAGUGAUGAAGAUGUUGUUCUUUUUCAUCAAUUUUUAAAAGAGAAUUUUUUUCUGCUUUGUUUUAUGAUGAAUCGUAUAGCGCUGAGUCGAGAACAAUUCUUCUGACAUUUCAUUUUUUUUUUUUUGUUUUCAAAUUUCAAACGGUUGUUCCUGCUACCUCGCCACUUCAAACGAAUACUUCCCUUCAAACCAUUGUGUAUGGCAUUUCUUAAGUUUUUAAUCCAAAAUACUUCGCUUUUGAAAUAAAAAUGGUGAUGAUGGACAUCGUUGCAUAAACGUGUUACUAUUUUUCAGGAAUAGCUGUAUUUUAAACUGAACCGAAUGCAUGGCAUGACCCAAGAAUAUAUUCUGUAAAUAAUACACAGUAUUUAUAUGACAUAAAUGUAUGAAUUAUAAUGGUCUUAACAGUAAGAUUAUGACAGCUAUAUUGUUGCCUGAUGAAGCUAGACGUUCAUACUCUUGCCAGAAGUGCACAGCCUUUUGGCGUGGCAUCGCAUUCGGCACUUGAUAUUGAAGAAUGUCUUCUUUAUAUACAAAAUUAAAUAAAAAAAACUAAAUCUUGAUCACAUUAUGAAGCUGAUAAAAAGAGCUUCUACUGCAAAAUAUUUUGUAUAAAAUUAAAAAAAAAAAAAUCAAUAAAUAAUUACACAAAUAAGAAAAAAACCUGAACGACAUUGGUGCUGAAAUAUCAGCACACACACACAUACACAAAUAAUGCAAAUACAUUGUGUAACCGAUUUAUAGAACAGAUUUAUUUUAUGCAAAUAAAUUGUAAUAGAAAAUAGAUAAUUUGUAUGUUGAUAAAAGGAGAGGGGGAAAAACCGAUAAACUAAUAUAAACGUACAACAGAUAAUUCUAUAGUUAUUGAAUAUCCUCUCAACGAUAUACAUAUAAAAGGAAAUAAGCCAGUGGCUAGGCAAUAAUUUAAUUGAAUAUGAAAUAGAGAAGAAGAAAAAACUAUUAUUGGCUCGACUUGAAUGUGAAUCGAAAACGAUAUUUCCGAUAUAGACUAUAAUUUUUAUGUUUUGUUUUUGGUUUUUGUUCAUUCAUUUCACUGGACAGCCCCACGAAAAUAUUCGUUCGACUUUGAAAUUGAAUAAAACAAAAAAUUCUGGAUGAUUUGUUGAAGAAGAGUGAAAAAGGUAAAUAAACGUAAUUCGAUUUGUUGUUUAAAUUAUCUUAAAAUUUGCGUGGUAAAAAUUGACGAUAAUUUGAUUCUUGAACUCGGGGGUUCGAUGAAUGAAUCGCCGAAAUUUUAUGAUAUAAAUAUAUAUACGGUUUACAUGUAUUUUCUUAGUCAUUUCAUAUGGCAGUAAUGAUUGUAAUUAAAAAUAAUCUAUUUAUAUUAUAAACUAUACGUUAAUCAAAGGAAAAUAGCUAAAAAUUCAAGAAGAAGAAAAAAAUGAAACUGAAAGUAAAAGUUAAUGGCAUCAUCACUAAGGAUGAGCAGUUAAGCUCAAAAAUCUUAAAUGGGCAAAAUUUAGAGGUAAACAUAAAAAUAAACCAAAAAAAAAAAAAA